Messenger RNA from Oppiella nova, 1129 nucleotides. The record is from the annotation of a GenBank genome assembly. Lineage: Eukaryota; Metazoa; Arthropoda; Arachnida; Sarcoptiformes; Oppiidae.
UGACGUUAAUACUACAUCGGGUGUAGUGAGGGGUCAGACACUCGUCGCACAAAAUAAAAGUAUUGACCAGUUUUUAAACAUACCAUACGCUGACCCGCCAAUGGGAAGCCUACGGUUUGCAAAACCACUGCCUUUACUAAAGCCAAAAAAGGAUAUAAUCGACGGCACAAAACAGGGCAACUCAUGUAUACAGAACCUAACGCCAGGUUUCGGUAAAUUAACGCUAAGUGAGGACUGUUUGGUACUAAACAUAUGGACACCUAAUGUGGGAAACAAUGACGAGUCAACUGAAGCACCGGCACUAAAACCAGUCAUGUUUUGGAUUCAUGGCGGGGGUCUAGUAAAUGGAUCCAUAUUUCAAAUGCCACCCUAUAAUGGUAUAGAUUUGGCCGCAUAUGAUGUGGUGGUUGUGUCCACUAAUUACAGAUUAGGUCCGUUUGGCUUCUUGUAUGGGGAUCGGGAGGACGCGCCCGGAAAUGUGGGCUAUUAUGACCAGUUAUUGGCAAUUAAAUGGGUCAGAGAAAAUAUCCAUCAAUUUGGUGGAGAUAGGGGUCGGAUCACUAUAUUUGGUGAGAGCGCCGGCAGUAGAUCGGUGUCGUCACAAAUAUUAAGCCCACUAUCAAAGGGUCUGUUUAAGAGGGCUAUUAUGCAAAGUGGGGCCCAUUUGUAUAACAAGGACAGGGAGCCCCUUAAUAACAUUGAAGCCCUUUCGGAGGCCAAACAAAUGGCAAAACAUCUUAAUUGUAGUGAAACUGAAGAUUGGUUGCAGUGUUUGCGAAAAGUGGACGCAAAGGAUAUCUUGAAUUUAGAAAAAUCCUUUUCGUCGCCAGUGUUUGGCACCGAGUUUUUGCCCGUUUAUACACAUAAGGCACUCGACGAUCAUCUAUUAAAUUAUGAUAUAGACUUAAUGUCAGGGCUAACCAGAAAUGAAGGCCCACUUCUGGUAGAUCUGGUGUUAAAACAAAUUAAUUUACAAACUGUAGACGACUUUAAAAAGUACGUGAAAGUCGGGGAUAAGUUAUACCAUGGAUUAGAUGUGCAAAAGGUGUCAAACUUUUAUCUGAAUGGUGUGAACACGAGUAGUCCGGCAGCCAUUCGUAGGGCUUAUACUGACUUUUUUGGUGAUUUA